This is a messenger RNA of Aspergillus alliaceus, 1614 nucleotides long. RefSeq names its product Zn(II)2Cys6 transcription factor. Gene Ontology annotation, biological process: positive regulation of transcription by RNA polymerase II. Gene Ontology annotation, cellular component: nucleus. Bases 67 to 1563 code for a protein of 498 amino acids. NCBI's taxonomy places the organism in Eukaryota, Fungi, Ascomycota, Eurotiomycetes, Eurotiales, Aspergillaceae. The transcript has 3 exons. The record is from RefSeq and is a predicted model, not a curated record. Gene Ontology annotation, molecular function: DNA-binding transcription factor activity, RNA polymerase II-specific; transcription cis-regulatory region binding; zinc ion binding.
GCAAAGGCCGACUAACCAACCAAAGCCACGGGCAGUAGCUACAAAUAUACCUUGACGCUUUACCCGAUGAAAUCAUGCUGGGCUUGCCGCCGUCGCCGCCUCGUGUGUGACGGGCGUGUACCUCACUGUGAGAAGUGUGAGAAAAAUGGAGUCGAGUGUCCCGGCUAUGACCAUAAGCCCUUGACAUGGGUAGGAGGUGUGGCCAGCAGAGGCCAGAUGCGAAACCGCACAUUUGGGGAAACUCCCCCAAAAUCGGGCCCCCAGAUGCCUCGAAGGUUGGCACCCAGAACCAGCCCAGCCGACGCCCCUAGUACUAUGACCCAGUGGGGCUAUCUUAUCACCGUUGCCCCAGUGCCAAUGCCUACCGACCCCAUCCUCCAUGGACUAAAGUAUGAAGAACGGUAUUUUGUCGAUUACUUCUCGAGUCGUAUCUGCCCGACACUAGUUCUGUUAGAUAGUACCAGGAACCCGUACCGAGCCAUGUUAUCCCUCCUGGGGUCAUCAGGAGCGGUACUCAAUGCAAUAAUGGCCGUUUCAAUCUGCCACUUCGCCCAUAGCACAACGGGAUACCCGAUCUUUUCAUCGCAGAAUACAACCGCUCUCUUGAACCCCGAGUUACUUAACCAUUUCAUCACACUAAAGCACAACGCACUAAGACAUCUCUCUCAAUCCAUCGCUAAUCUCCAGGACCAACGCGCCGAAUACCCCGUCCUAGCUGCAGUUAUCCUCCUCGUGUUCCUCGAGGCCUUUGAAAGCGGCGCCAAUUCCUGGACCAUCCACCUCGAGGGCGCGAAACGGAUAGUUGAAGUCGGGCGAAGAAAUGACAGAAGUACCCCCUCAACCACAUUAGCAGACCUAAUCAAUGAACUCGCCUUAUUCGACGCCCUCGGAUCAAGUCUCAUCCGUCCCGGCCUCCUACGCUCCCGUCUCCUGACGACGGAUGAAAUCGCAGAUUCAGACCUAACAACAAUAGGCUGUCCAACAGAGCUCCUGUACGCUAUUCACACCGUAGCAUCACAGCGCCACACUGGCGCUCAACCGGAUAUCCAACUCCUCCACAACACGCUCACCCAAAUCCGGCACUUCGAUGCGCAAAAGUGGACCGACAACGUAGUCGGCACUUCCCCAGAGCCAUCCUCGAUAUGUCCACGAGGCAUGGCCCAAGUCUGUAAUGUGUGGAAAACCGCAGCCGAGAUCUAUGUGUCUCGGAUAAUUUGUCAGAUCAUGAAAAUACCUGCGGCUCGAAACCCGCUGGUGGAUGAUUUGAUUGCGGGGAUUAGGUGGCUGGAGACGGAUGAUAGAUUGGUAAAGGGGCUCGUCUGGCCUGCGUUUAUUGCUGGGGCGGAAAGUAUUCUCCCUGAGCACCGGGAAUUGGUGCUCAGGAUUCUUGACAGGGUUUGGGGUAUUACGCUAAUCGCUACCGCUAGAUAUGCGGCGAUGGUUUUGAUGAAUCUUUGGCAGAAGCGGGAUGCGAUGAGGGAGCUUACAGGGCAAAGUGGUCUGGAGAAUUGGGACUGGAUAGAUGAGCUGUGUUCGCUGGAUCACCAUUGGCUCUUUCUAUAGAAAAUGAUAUCAGGGGCAUAUUAGCUGCAAGGAUCACGGAUAAAUAAAGAG